This is a messenger RNA of Cornus florida, 4674 nucleotides long. RefSeq lists its product as uncharacterized. The transcript is spliced from 8 exons. Gene Ontology annotation, molecular function: DNA helicase activity. Bases 1 to 4674 code for a protein of 1557 amino acids. NCBI's taxonomy places the organism in Eukaryota, Viridiplantae, Streptophyta, Magnoliopsida, Cornales, Cornaceae. Gene Ontology annotation, biological process: telomere maintenance; DNA repair. The record is from RefSeq and is a predicted model, not a curated record.
AUGGAAAAACCAUAUAAUGACACAAUGUCCCAUGAGUUGAAGAAGGUCCCACAAUGUGAAUUUUGUUAUGCAAAAAAAUUUGAAUACGAACCUCCAAGUUUCUGUUGCUCAAAUGGUGAAGUAGUCCUAAUGUCUACGAAUGUGCCUAAUGAUUUAUAUGAAUUGUUCACAAGCCAAAGUGCAUUAUCUGUAGACUUGCGCCGUCACUUGCGUGCCUAUAAUAGUAUAUUCUCCUUUACAUCAUUUGGAGUCCGUCUUGAUAAAAAUUUAUCAAAUAUGAAGACCGGGAUCUAUACUUUUCGUGCACAAGGUCAAGUAUACCAUGAAUUACCAUCACUUACACUUGGAGAUAAUGGACCGUGUUACCUCCAAUUAUACUUCUAUGACACUGAUAAUGAAUUGCAAAAUAGAAUGAGAAUUCUUAAAGAUGCAAAUUUGGAAGAGCCGAUUGUCGUAAAGUUAAUGGAGAUAUUAUCUGCAAAUCCAUACGAACAGUUUUUCCGAAGGCUAAAAGAUAUUCCUGUCCAAGAGAGUUAUGAGAUCAUUAUAAAAAAUGAUGUUCGCCUCGACCAAAGAGUUUACAAUUCACCUUCAUCGGACCAAGUUGCAGCUGUGUGGAUAGAAGGAACAAAUUCAAAUACACGUUCAGAACGAGAUAUAAUUGUUACUGCGCACUCAGGAAGAAGACAUAGAGUAAGGCACUACUUUGGAUGUUAUGAUCCAUUACAAUACCUUUUAUUAUUUCCAUUUGGUGAAAUUGGAUGGCAUCGUAAUAUCAAAACACGACAUCAACCAUAUAUCGUUCAACAUGUUACAUGUGAAGAAGAUAUUUUUGAACAUGAUAUUGCAACAAGAGUUGAACAAGCAAGAAGAACAAAAAAGGUUUCAUGCAGACAAUAUUAUUGCUACAAACUCCAAAUACGUGAAAAAGAACGAUCAAUUCUAUUAUAUGCUGGAAGACUUUUGCAACAAUAUGUGGUUGAUAUGUACAUUAAGCUUGAAUCGACUCGUUUAGAUUACUACCGGACACAACAAUCACAUAUUCGAUCUGAAUUAUACCAAGGAAUUGUUGAUAGCAUUGUAGCAGGAGAAUCUAGAGGAGAUAAAGUUGGAAAAAGGGUUGUUCUUCCCGCUUCUUUCAUAGGAGGACCUAGGGAUAUGCGUAGACGAUACUUUGAUGCCAUGUGUUUGGUUCAGAGAUUCGGAAAACCAGACCUUUUUAUUACAAUGACUUGUAAUCCUGAUUGGAAAGAAAUUCGCGACGAACUGAAAUUUGGACAGUUACCACAAGAUAGACCAGAUUUAACAGCUAGAGUGUUCAGAGCAAAGCUAUAUGAUGUGAAACAACAAUUAUUUAAAAGAUCGAUAUUUGGAAAAGUGGCAGCGCAUGUUCAUGUGAUUGAGUUUCAAAAAAGAGGUUUGCCACACGCACACAUAUUGCUCAUAUUUCAAUCUGAAUUCAAAAUUACAAAUGCAGAACAAUAUGACAAAUUGGUCUGUGCAGAAAUUCCUUCUGAGAAUGAAAACCCAUCACUUUAUCGGAAAGUAGUGAAACAUAUGAUUCAUGGUCCUUGCGGAGAUCUCAACAAAAAGAAUGCAUGCAUGAAGGAUGGGAAAUGUAAAAAUCUUUAUCCACGUAAAUUUGUCGAACAUACGAUUCAAGGUAAAGAUUCAUACCCUAUAUACAGAAGAAGAAAAGACAGCCAAAUAGUCUUUGUGCGUAAUGCAAUGUUAGAUAACAGAUGGGUUGUUCCUUAUAAUCCAUAUCUUUUAGAGAGAUAUGACUGCCAUAUAAAUGUCGAGAUAUGCUCAGGAAUAACAGCAGUAAAGUAUCUCUAUAAAUAUAUAUACAAGGGACAUGAUCGUGUUGCGAUUCACAUCUCAAAUGUUGAUGGAGGGAAUUUCGUAGAUGAAAUAAAAGAAUAUCAGGAUGCACGAUGGGUAUCACCACAAGAAGCAAUGUGGAGACUUUAUGAGUUUAACUUAAAUGAGAUGUAUCCUUCGGUUACCAACCUCCAAUUACACCUUCCAAAUAAACACACAGUUUGGUAUUGGGAGAACAAAAACCUAGAAUAUAUCAUUCAUUCUGAAGAUAUAUCACGCACAAUGUUGACAGAAUUCUUUCAUUUAAACUCCAUAUCUGAAAUAAGUAGAGACUAUUUGUAUAGGGAGAUUCCGGAGCAUUAUGUUUGGAACAAGCAAAAUAAAUGUUGGAGUCCCAGACACCACAAGGCGGUAAUAGGACGAGUUAAUGCCGCCAACCCUUCCGAAGGAGAAAGGUAUUACUUAAGAUUAUUGUUAAACCAUGUGCGUGGACCAACAUCAUAUAAAGAUUUAUUAUAUGUUAAUGGUCUCCAAUGUGUAACAUUUAAAGAGUCGGCAGAAAGAAGAGGUCUACUUGAAAGCGAUAAUAGCAUUGUUGAAUGCCUCAACGAUGCUGUGUGCUUCCAAAUACCAAUGGCUCUUCGAAGGCUUUUUGCAACUUUAAUAGUUUUCUGUGACCCAAGUAAUGUUAGAAAACUUUGGGAUGACUAUUUUGAAGCUAUGUCAGAAGAUUUUUUACCCGACCCCAAUUCUUCCCCUGACUACCAACUCAUGGAAACACUUAAGAGCAUAGAAAACUAUUUAAUGAGCAUGGGCCGGAAUAUAAAUGAUUACGAUUUGCCAAAUAUUGAUUAUGCGAAUGAUUCCAACAGUUAUGAUUCCUCUAGAGAGAUCACCAACGAAAUGGCUAUUGUUACUCCGUCUGAUGAUUACAAUGCAAUAGUAAAUCUUAACAAUGAGCAAGAAAAUGCAUAUAAAACUAUACUUGAAUGCAUAAUCUCAAAUCAACCAAACAUCUUCUUCAUUGAUGGGCCAGAGGGUACAGGAAAAACGUAUUUGUAUCGUGCAUUACUUGCGAAGGUUAGAUCUGAACAUGGAAUUGCACUUGCAACUGCAACUUUUGGAGUGGCUUCUUCAUUAUUACCAGGUGGUAGGACUUCACAUUCAAGAUUUAAGAUUCCUAUCAUAGCUGACGAGUCAACUACUUGUAAUAUUUCAAAGCAAAGUUCAACUGCAGAACUCUUACGAAAAGCCAAACUAAUUAUUUGGGAUGAAGCACCAAUGGCUAAACGUUAUGCAAUAGAAGCAGUUGAUAGAACUCUACAAGAUUUACUUGGCAAUAAUUUAUCUUUUGGAGGAAAAGUUGUGGUUUUUGGCGGAGAUUUCAGACAAGUGUUACCCGUACUACCACGAGCGACUAGAGCUGAAAUUAUUGAAGCAAGUCUGGUAAAGUCUAAAUUAUGGAAAAAAAUGAAGAAACGAUUGGAAAAGAACAUGAGAGCAAGAAAUGAUCAAUCAUUUACAGAAUUUUUACUACGAGUAGGCAACGGAGAGGAGCUGACUUUAUUAGACAACAUGAUUCAACUACCGAAAGAGAUAGUUAUAAACUCUAUAAUUGAAGAAAACUCUGAAAAUGCAUUGAUAGAUGCUAUAUUUCCGUACCUUCAAGAAAAUUCUCACUUAGCGGAAUACAUAACUAAUCGAGCAAUUUUAGCAACAAGAAAUGAUUUUGUUGAUAAAAUAAACGGUCAGCUCAUUGAACGUUUUCCGGGAGAAUCUUCAACAUACUAUAGCUUUGAUAAAGCAAAUGAUGAUGCUGAAACAAUCUUCAACAUGAGGAACCAAUGUACUUUUAACACUAUAAAUUCGCUAGAUGUUUUGCAAAGGAAUUGGACAAUAAAGGUGAUUGUACUUCGUAGAGGAAAUGUUGAAAACUACCAUAAUGACAAAGGAUCAGGCCAAAUAUUGAAAGUAAUUCUAAUGGAUGAAGAAGGAACACAAAUUCAAGCUGCAUUGUUCAAUGAUGUGGUCACCAUAUUCAAGGAAUCCCUAGCUCUUCAUAAAACUUAUAUAAUUUCUAAUGGAAUUGUGAGUCGAGUGAACCACAAAUAUAGAAAUGUUCACAAGGAAUUCGAAUUAAAGUUUGAUAAAACUAUAUCCGGCAAUGAUAUAGGUGCUCUCAUUAUGAAUUCAAAAUCUAAAGCUUUUGAUGGAGCCGAAAAAAUUUGUCUCAACAAGAUUAUUGGAAAAUCAAAAACUGCAUUUAUGAAAACAAAUUAUUAUUUCGAAGCAACAAUUCAAGAAAUUGAAAAUGAAAAGAAACCAUGGUACGACGCUUGUAUGGAAUGCAACAAGAAAGUCAAACUACUGAACAGUGGUAUUGUUUGUACCAAUUGCAACAUAAAGAAUGUAAAAUGCGUUCAAAGAUUUGUGAUGCGACUAAAAGUGACAGAUACAAAUGCAGAAGCAAAGAUAACAGUUUUUGAUGAUUGUCAGUCACUAAUAAAUUGUUGUUUGGAAGAUCUUCUACGACUAAAAAAUGAGGAAGAAGAAACAAAUGAGUUCAGUGACAUUGUUAAAAGAUGUGAAGGGAAGUCAUUUAUGUUUCUGGUGAAAAUAGACAACAACAAUGAUGAAUUAAUCAGAGGCCUCUUCGUCGCACAAGCAGUUAAAAAAGUUGGCCGAGACAAUGAUACAACAGAAGAACUUGGCACAGAACUUAACAUUGACAAUGAUACAACAGAAGAACUUAGCACUGACAAUCAUCCAAUAGCAGAACUUCGAUCUCCCAAAAGGAUAAAACGCUCUUUCCAAAGGAAAAAUAUAAAAAUUCAGAAUAUUGAUUCAUAG